AUGUCUGUUGUUGCUAAAAGUUAUAAUAAAAGUGCUGAUCCAAUCGUUGCUUAUUGUUCGGAGCACACGACAAUCCAAAUCCCACUUCAAGUUGAACUACAAAAGGAGACUCUUGCAAAUGCUCCGUUCGGUGGAAUGCUCGGAGCUCCAGAAGUUCUUACUUUCGGACAAAACUUCAUAAGAUCAUUGGGUGGAAAGCGUGCUUUAGAUGUUGGAACAUUCACUGGAGCAUCUGCGUUGGCAUGGGCUCUUGCUGUUCCAGAUGAUGGAGAAGUCUACACUUUUGACAUUGAUCAUACCAAUUACAAGAAGUUCGGAGUUCCAAUCUUAUCGAAGGAUCAGAAAACAUUCCAGAAGAUCAAGACUGUUGAGGGACCAGCUGUCGAGAGUCUAGAUAAACUCAUUGCUAAUGGUCAAUCUGGAACUUUCGACUUUGCUUUCAUUGACGCUGAUAAGACAAGUUAUCCAGCGUAUUACGAGAAAUGUGUCACUCUUCUUCGUAGUGGAGGAGUCAUUUUGGUAGAUAACAGUCUACGAGGAGGAAAAGUUGCUGAUGAGAAUCAGCGUAACGACCCACAAAAUGCUGCAAUCCAUGCUACUAAUGAUAUCAUUUACAAGGACGCUCGAACCUACUCGGCUCUUUUGAACCUCGGAGACGGAACUCAUGUUGCUUUCAAGAAGUAA
This is a messenger RNA of Caenorhabditis remanei, 684 nucleotides long. RefSeq lists its product as uncharacterized. The record is from RefSeq and is a predicted model, not a curated record. Lineage: Eukaryota; Metazoa; Nematoda; Chromadorea; Rhabditida; Rhabditidae. Bases 1 to 684 code for a protein of 227 amino acids. Gene Ontology annotation, molecular function: O-methyltransferase activity; S-adenosylmethionine-dependent methyltransferase activity. The transcript has 4 exons.